This is a messenger RNA of Girardinichthys multiradiatus, 956 nucleotides long. It is a transcript of the gene cdab, whose product is annotated as cytidine deaminase b. Gene Ontology annotation, cellular component: cytosol. The record is from RefSeq and is a predicted model, not a curated record. NCBI's taxonomy places the organism in Eukaryota, Metazoa, Chordata, Actinopteri, Cyprinodontiformes, Goodeidae. Gene Ontology annotation, molecular function: cytidine deaminase activity; zinc ion binding. The transcript is spliced from 4 exons. The coding region runs from base 137 to 601 and encodes 154 amino acids.
CUUUUUAUUCCAGGAAACAAUUGGCUGUGUGACUGCACCCUCUCUCCCUUUUCCUUAGUCGCAUUUACAUUUAAAGCACAGCUACAUCAGUUUCAUUCAGACAUUCAAAACAAACUAACAAAAUCAAGAAGGCAGUAUGGAUGGAGUCAAGUCCACACAGAAGGUGUUGCAUACUAAGGACCAAAGCUUGAGACACUUGUCGCAGGAGGAAGUUAAAAAACUGAUCCAUCAGUCCGAUGAGGCCAAAAAGUAUUCUUACUCUCCGUACAGCAAAUUCAGAGUGGGAGCUGCACUUUUGACCCUCGACAACCGUGUGUUUACGGGUUGUAACGUGGAGAAUGCAAGUUCCAAUCUGGGAGUGUGUGCUGAAAGGAAUGCUAUUGCAAAAGCAGUGUCAGAAGGCUGCAAAGACUUCAGGGCCAUUGCAAUUGCUAGUGAUUUGAGUGACAAGUUCAUCUCCCCAUGUGGGGGCUGCAGGCAGGUCAUGCGAGAGUUUGGGUGUGACUGGGACGUGUAUCUUACAAAGUCCGACUGCUCAUACAUGAAGAUGACUGUGGCCGAGCUCCUGCCUGGCUCUUUUGGCCCUGAAUACCUGUCCUAGAAGGUUUCCAACAUUUCCAACAACCUCUGAGCUUGUAUUAUAAUGCAAAAAGGUUCACUGAUAGAAGAAAGAUUAGAUGCAAUGUUUGGCUGUAGUAAUGUAGCCUUAAUUUGCUAAAUAUGCUAGAGUUCUCUAAUUGUGAGCUUUGGUUUUUAAGGCGAAUAGUGAUUUAUUUAAAACAAUUAGUAACUGAUGUUUUACAAAUGAAAUUGUGAAUAAGGCAAAUGUGUAACACACAUCUGCUGUAUUUGAAUAGCAUGUUCUUAUAUGUUUCCCAUGUGGAAGGGUGUCUAAGAGAAAUGGAUCUCGUUACUAUACACUAUAAUCCAAUAAAAGUUACAUAUAAAUUUAAAAA